AUGGCGUCUACCGGAAAACCUCCAUUGGAGGAUGCUCGUCGGACGACAGGAUCGCCGAAAAUGAAGAGCCGUGAGAAUGCGAAAGACACACUGUGCCGCAACGUGACCAUUUAUGGGCGAUGCCGCUAUGAAGACAAAGGUUGUGCUUUCAAUCAUGACCCGUCGAAGCUCAAUGCAAACCAGUCGGACAGCAAGAAGCGGUUCAAUGUCGACUCACCUAGUUUUACCCCGUCUUUGCUGUCUGGGAAUGGUGUAUCAGCACCAAAAAAGUCCACUGCUAUAUCUCCUAAAGCUGCCAGUGCAGCUCCUUUUCAACCUCGAACAACAUCGUCGCGUUCUAACACAAGUACGCCAACAACGCGGUCAGAAGCAGUGCAAGAUUGGGCAGUAGCCGAUGUGCAGGAAUUUGUUCCCCAGAGCUUCGAGCACGUGGCACCUCUUCAGGGCAAUGGUAAUGGAGGAAUCACUCCCACGGGUACAUUCGAUCCCUUCGUAACUACCCCAACUCCCAUGACUCCUGGUGCCGUUGGCCCUGUUUCUGCCAAUCCUUAUUCCCACGACCCUACUGGUGGCAUGGGAGGCGCUUUCUUUGCAAACCAAACUGGAUUCCAGCAACCGAUUCAGUACCAUCUUUAUGCCCCAAUUGGCCCUCACAGCCAGAACACAUUGGGAUACCAACGCAACGUGCACGAUCUCUUUAUCCCUAAUGACUUGCGCGAAGAACUGCAGAAGAAAGCUGCAGCUACUCUCCAAGUUCUCCCUAACACCAACCUUCCUGCUCAGGUGGACUACUUCCACUCCCUUGUCCCUCUGGAUCUGAGUCAUCAGAAGAAUGCUGCAACCUUUGGCUACCCGAGCUGGAUCUACAAGGCCCAGUCUAACAAAGACGGGAACUUUUAUGCUCUUCGCAGACUUGAGGGUUUCCGCCUGACCAAUGAAAAGGCUAUCCGUUCUGUGCAAGCCUGGAAGCGCAUCUGCAACGCCAGUGUGGUGACCAUUCAUGACGCCUUCACCAGCCGCAGCUUCCAAGACAGCUCUUUGAUCUUUGUGACCGACUACCAUCCACUAUCCAAGACACUUGCAGACCAACAUCUAAGCUCUGGAAGAAGCGGGUUUCCAGGCCGUCCCAAUGCUCAUAUUCCUGAGCAAAUUCUCUGGGGCUACAUGACCCAGAUUGCUAAUGGUCUCAAGGCGAUUCACACUAGUGGUCUCGCCGCCCGAGUGCUCGAGCCUAGCAAAGUUUUGAUUACCGCCAAGACCCGCGUCCGUAUCAACGCCUGUGCUAUUCUGGAUGUGGUGCAGUUUGAUACCCAGCGUACUGUGGCUGAUCUCCAGCGACAAGAUCUGGUCAACUUUGGCCAAAUGAUUGUCACCCUUGGCGCCAACUCGCCCACUGUCAUUCACAACCCAACCAAGGCCAUGGAGCAUUUCACUCGCGCUUAUAGCCCUCAGUUGAAGAACUCUGUGUUCUGGCUGUUGAACGGACUACAGAAGGAUCAGGAGCGAACCAUCGACACUUUUAUCACUGGCAUUUCAUCCCAGCUAAUGUCGACUUUUGAUUCGGCACUCCACCUGGAUGAUCAGCUGACCUCUGAUCUCAGCCGCGAGCUGGAAAACGGACGAAUUGCGCGCCUGAUGGCCAAACUCGGAUUCAUCAAUGAACGCCCUGAAUAUGAACAUGACCAACGCUGGUCAGAGAGCGGAGAACGCUACUUCCUAAAGCUUUUCCGCGAUUACGUCUUCCACUCGGUGGAUAACCAAGGUGAAGCAGUGGUUGACCUUGGACACGUUAUCACUUGUCUCAACAAGCUCGAUGCUGGAACUGACGAGAAGAUCAAUUUGAUCAGUCGCGACGAGCAGAGUUGCUUCAUUGUCAGCUACAAAGAGAUCAAGAAAGCUCUCGAGUCUUCCUUCCAGGCUCUGUCGAAGAGACGAAUGCACUAG
Penicillium vulpinum is the source of this 1944-nucleotide messenger RNA. Its product is annotated as PAN-complex poly(A)-binding subunit PAN3. Gene Ontology annotation, molecular function: ATP binding; metal ion binding; protein kinase activity. Gene Ontology annotation, cellular component: P-body; PAN complex. Lineage: Eukaryota; Fungi; Ascomycota; Eurotiomycetes; Eurotiales; Aspergillaceae. The coding region runs from base 1 to 1944 and encodes 647 amino acids. Gene Ontology annotation, biological process: protein phosphorylation; nuclear-transcribed mRNA poly(A) tail shortening; mRNA processing. The transcript is spliced from 9 exons. The record is from RefSeq and is a predicted model, not a curated record.